AAUGCGCUUCAUGUAAACAACAGCGCUCAGUCGGAAUUGUUGUCUUGUGGAGACUUCCUGCCGCUACACUUUCUCGCCAGGUUUUUGACUUUCCUUUGUUAAUCUGAAGGCAGCAAGGAUGAGUUCUUCACACUCAGAAAAGGAUCUGGAUAACACGAAUUGUAGUCGUGGUGUUUGGUUGGUGAAAAUUCCCAAGUAUAUGAAGGAUAAGUGGGUAGAAUGCCCAGGAGAUGUUGGGAAGCUCAGAAUUAACAAGGCCCCAGGAAAGGUACCAACAGUUACAUUCAAGUCCGCAGAAAACUUGAUGGAUAGCAAGACCCCAAGAGAACACAAAUUCAUUUUACACAGUGUAAAAGAACAAACUUUAGGGGUGUUUUCACAUACAGUCGGCAGUGGAAGCAGUGAUGCUGUGGUUCCAGAGACAGAGAAACUGUUUAUGGAAGGGCAGGUCAUCCAGAAAUUUGAGUGUCAGCCAGUUGUGGAUACAUAUUACUUGAACCAGAAGAGGGAAGCUGUGAAGAAGGCAGCCCAGCCAUGUCGCCAGUCCAAGUUCAUCCAGAGGCCUGUCACAGUCUACCGUCCUAUUGCCGCUCACAAGCAUACUAUUGAGGUAGAAGAACGUAAGAAAGCUGAGGGUAAAAAGGCUCGUGAUGAUAAGGACAAAGUCAUGGAGAUGCUCUUCGCUGCCUUUGAAAAACAUCAGUACUAUAACAUCAAGGAUCUGCAGAAAAUUACACGUCAACCAAUUACUUAUCUGAAGGAGAUACUGAAUGAAGUGUGCGAUUACAAUGUCAAGAACCCUCACAGGAACAUGUGGGAAUUAAAGCCCGAGUACCGGCAUUAUAAGGCUGACGAGGUAGAGGCUGCAGAUGAUCCUAAUAGUGAUUAAGGAUUUGAACUUAGCAAAGGCAUUAUUAUCAUAAGGCUCUUCGUGAUGAACUACCCUCACGCCAUCGUUUCGUAUUUUGUGUUAUGGUAUAGACAAAGAGUUGUUACUUUGUUUUUAUUGUCUUUGGAUUAGGAAGAGAGAUCAUUUUUUUUUUUUUACUUUUUUGGUAAAUUUUAUUAAUGCUAGUAUAAAUUUAACUUUUUUUUAAUUAUUAAUUGAUGAAAUUUAUUAUUGAUUUCAUAAAGAUGGAUUUGUGUAAGGAUUCCUACUCAGCUCCAUGUUAAACACAUGCAUUUCAAAGUAUUAGGCUGUGGUAUGAUUUUUUUUAUAAAGAUUUCUGUGGUAAUACUAUUACAGUAAGGGAUUUUAGCCUAUAUAAAUGUUUGAAAUUAUUGAAGAUCUUUUCUAGAUAUAAUAAAAAAAAAAAAGGUU
This is a messenger RNA of Penaeus chinensis, 1321 nucleotides long. RefSeq names its product general transcription factor IIF subunit 2-like (gene TfIIFbeta). The record is from RefSeq and is a predicted model, not a curated record. The transcript has 7 exons. Gene Ontology annotation, cellular component: transcription factor TFIIF complex. Gene Ontology annotation, biological process: transcription by RNA polymerase II; transcription initiation at RNA polymerase II promoter. The coding region runs from base 119 to 889 and encodes 256 amino acids. Lineage: Eukaryota; Metazoa; Arthropoda; Malacostraca; Decapoda; Penaeidae.